This is a messenger RNA of Stomoxys calcitrans (stable fly), 4675 nucleotides long. It is a transcript of the gene dia, whose product is annotated as protein diaphanous. NCBI's taxonomy places the organism in Eukaryota, Metazoa, Arthropoda, Insecta, Diptera, Muscidae. Gene Ontology annotation, cellular component: actin filament; cytoplasm. Gene Ontology annotation, biological process: actin cytoskeleton organization; actin filament polymerization. The record is from RefSeq and is a predicted model, not a curated record. The transcript has 6 exons. Gene Ontology annotation, molecular function: microtubule binding; actin binding; small GTPase binding. The coding region runs from base 1257 to 4517 and encodes 1086 amino acids.
UCAACAUUUAGAUCACACGAACACGAAACACGGGCUUGUUUUUUUUGUUGUUGCACCCAACAAAGCAACAUCUAAUAAUCUUUAAGCAAAGCUAAAAUAUUAAAUAUUUGGAAGUUUUUUUAGUGAAUCAAUGGAUAGGUGAAAAUAUAGCAGAAAGUCCUUUUAAAUACUAAUUGUUUUUUGUUGAAACAAUCAACAAGUGUUUGUAUAAAAAGGCCAUCUCUAUCUGUGUGUGUGUGUGUGUGCAAGGAAUGAGAUUAUUUUGCAACAAAAACGAUAAAAAAGCGAAAUAAGUUUUGGUCGCCACAUCUUCAAUAUGAAUGUUUGAGAAGGUGGUUGUGAAGAAAAAUAAAAAAGAAGUUUAUUUUUUUUGUGGAAAUUGACGAGUUGUUUAGUGUGUGCAUGAGUAAGCCUUUUUCCAAUAUUUUUGAUUAUAUUGCGCAAGCUGCUUGGCAGCAAAGAAUGCCAAUACCACACAUACAAGUGCAUAUUCUACAUUGAGCCGAUAAAAAAAUCUUCAUUGCUAUAGUGACAAAAUUCAUAAAAGUGCUAUAACAUUAGUUUAAAAACAAAACUGUAGUUUUAAAUUUGUACAGCCAAAAUUUUUCUUGAGAGUCCAGUACUGAGUUCUAUUCGCGGUUCGUUUCGUUGAGCCAAAAGCCGUUGCUUGAGUACUUGUCGCCAUUCGUGUUUAAUAUCUGUGCGGCGGACGCGCUAAGACUCGUUGUUGACUUUUUCCGCGUGAUCUUUAGUGCUUUCGCACCUUGACGCCUCAGUCUGCUGUGGCUCUUUAUAUUUAUGUCUAUGACGUAAACCAAACAUCGCGAUUAUUUAGUAGAAGCAGAUAGAACAACAAUAACAUUAGCAAAAACAUUGACUUAACAACAAGUCCAGCAACAUUAUCGAUCGACAAAAAAACCUUCAUCUCCUAAAGUCAGUUCCAGAUGCCCACCAAAGCUAAACAAAAUACUGAAAACGAGGGAAAAAAGAAAAUCAAAACAAAAACAAAACCCAGACCAGCACCAACACCCAUAAAUUGGUUGGUAUAGAGAGCUUCAAUGGGACUGGCUUUUGAGAAAACAUCAACAAAUACAUCCUGUCUAACAGACACGUAAAGGAGUAAGGCAGUGGUGAAGGCGUAGGAAAACCAACAAAUAUACCGUUGCUGGCUUUCUUUAAUUUCCCUACACAUCCCUACCCUACCCCAACAAGAGCAAAGGAAAAGAGGAAAAUUGAAAAGGCAGAAACUAUAGUGAAUGUCAAAAAAUGAUAAAAAUAAAUCGGGUGGCGGCCUUCUGGAAAGUUUGUUUGGCCGCCCAAAAACCAAAGGCACCCACUACAGCACCGGUAACCUGGCGGGACGGCCCGCAUCCACAGAUGGCGAAGCUGCUUUCGAUUUGCAGGAAUUGGAAAAGACCAUACGAGCGCUAAGCGAUUCGGAGGUGGAUGCUAAAUUCAUGGAAAUACUUGAGGAUAUGAAUAUUCCCAAAGACAAAAGAGGGCCACUGCUUUCGAAAUCCAUAACAGAGCGACAGAAAAUGAUAUUUAUGCACCUGAAAGGCAAAAACUCUUUGGAACAUCGAGCGAAUUCAAAAUUUGAAAAACCUCUUGACUACAUCGAAUACCUGCGCAAUAGUGAACACAGUGAGCCUAAAAUCUAUGCCUGCCUGGAAAGCUUGCGGGUGGCGCUCACCAACAAUCCCCUAUCGUGGAUUGAAGAGUUCGGCGAAGAUGGCAUUGAUGAAGUCAUCAAAAUGAUGAGUCGAUGCAAAAGGGAUCGUUUAUACGAUCGCAUCGAAUUGGAAUGUAUUCGUUGUCUCAAGGCCAUCAUGAAUAACACAUGGGGUUUAAAUUUAGUUCUAACACCCGAUCAACACCAGGUUGUACUGCUGUUGGCACAGUCUCUGGAUCCCCGUAAGGUCACCACUAUGUGUGAAGCCGUCAAAUUGUUGGCUUCGUUUUGUCUGGUGCACGAACGCAAUGGCUAUGAUAAGGUGCUGAGGGCUAUAACAACAGCAGCCUCAACUUCUUACAAAUCCAGUGAACGUUUUCGACCCAUAGUCGAUUCGUUAUUCAUACCGGAAAAGGAUGACCCACGAAGAGAACUGGCGUGCCAUAGCUUAAUUUUCAUCAAUACUCUCACAAAUACUCCAAAUGAGCUGAAUUUUCGUCUGCAUUUACGUUGCGAAAUUAUGCGUAUGGGUCUGUAUGCGAAAUUCGAUGACUUCAAGAGGAUGGUGGAGGCCAGUAACAAUGAUUCGUUGAAACAGCAUUUUAAAAUUUUCAAUGAAAUUCGAGAAGAUGACUUCGAAGAAUUUAUCCAGCGUUUCGAAAAUGUCAGCUACAACAUGGAGGACGUGACGGACUGUUUUGAGGUGGUUAAGAACUUAGUUACCGACACUCGGGCGGAGCCAUAUUUCCUGUCGAUAAUGCAACAUCUGUUGUAUAUACGCGAUGAUUUCUACUACCGGCCAGCCUACUAUCAACUCAUCGAGGAGUGCAUAUCUCAAAUUGUAUUUCACAAGGGAUAUUGUGAUCCCAAUUUCGAAAAUCGAAAUUUCAAUAUAGACACUUCUUUGUUGUUGGACGACAUUGUGGAGAAGACCAAGGCCAAAGAAACCAAACGGGCGGAGGAAUAUGAAAAGAAAAUCGGCCAAUUGGAAAUUGCCAAACAGGAGGCUGAAGCAAAGGUGGCACAUUUGGAAGAGAAAAUAAAACUAAUGGAGGCAAAUGGAGCUGUGGCUGGAUCGCCAAGCAAAUUGCCAAAGGUUAAUAUACCAAUGCCGCCUCCUCGAGGAGGAGUGCGAAUGCCUCCACCUCCUCCGCCUCCGCCGGGAAUGGGCGGUCCGGGAGGACCACCACCACCUCCUCCACCACCAAUGCCAGGUAUGGGCGGUGGACCGAGACCUCCUCCACCUCCACCCUUCCCAGGUAUGGGAGGACCCCCACCCCCACCUAUGCCUGGCAUGGCGGGAGGUCCCCCACCGCCACCCAUGCUUAUACCCAUGGCGCCUGUGCUGCCUCAUGGCUUGAAGCCUAAGAAGAAGUGGGAAGCAAAGAACCCCAUGAAACGUGCCAACUGGAAACCCAUUGUCCCCCAAAAGAUGUCGGAAAAAUCAUUUUGGGUUAAGUGCCAAGAAGAAAAGUUGGCUUCGGACGACAUGCUUGCCGAACUCUCGUUGAAAUUCUCUUCGAAGCCCAUAAAGAAGGAUCAAAAGGAUUCUGUGGACAAACCAACAACGCUCACAAAAAAGACUGUCGAUUUGCGUGUGCUGGAUGCCAAAUCGGCACAAAAUCUUUCAAUUCUCUUGGGAGGAUCCCUCAAACACUUGUCAUAUGAUCAGAUAAAGUUGAACCUAUUACGCUGUGAUACUGAGAUUUUGUCUUCCAAUAUUCUGCAACAACUCAUACAAUAUCUACCACCUCCAGAUCAAUUGAAACGUUUGCAAGAGAUCAAGGCGAAGGGUGAACCAUUGCCGGCCAUUGAACAAUUCGCUGCAACAAUCGGUGAAAUUAAGCGUCUGUCGCCUCGCUUGAACAAUCUGAACUUUAAGCUAACAUUUACUGACAUGGUCCAAGACAUCAAACCCGAUAUUGUGGCGGGCACAGCUGCCUGCGAAGAAAUACGAAAUAACAAAAAAUUCUCCAAAAUACUUGAACUCAUUCUCCUUAUGGGCAACUUCAUGAAUUCUGGUUCGAAAAAUGAAUUAGCAUAUGGUUUUGAAAUUUCUUAUCUGACCAAAUUGACCAACACAAAGGAUGCGGAGAACAAACAGACUCUAUUACACUACUUAGUCGAUGUGGUGGAGAAGAAAUUCCCCGAUGCCUUGUCCUUCUACGAUGAUAUGACCCAUGUGGAUAAAGCUUCUCGUGUCAACAUCGAUGCCAUUCAAAAAUCUAUGAGGCAAAUUAAUGCAGCGGUGAAGAAUCUGGAAACCGAUUUACAAAACAACAAAGUGCCACAAUGUGAGGAUGACAAGUUUUCCGAGGUGAUGAGUAAAUUUGCAUCGGAUUGCAGGCAACAAGUCGAUGUGUUGGGUAAAAUGCAAGUGCAAAUGGAGAAACUUUACAAAGAGCUUGGCGAGUACUUUGCAUUUGAUCCCGCUAAAUAUACCAUGGAGGAAUUCUUUGUCGAUAUAAAAACCUUUAAGGAUGCCUUUGUACAUGCUCACCAGGAAAUCGUACGCCAACGUGAAGAGGAGGAAAAGAAGAGACGCCUACAGGAGGCUCGUGAACAAUCGCUUCGCGAACAAAUGGAAAGGCAGCAGCGUAAAUUGGCUUUGGUCGAUAUGGAUGCUGCCCAUGCCCAAGAAGGUGUCAUGGAUAGUUUGCUAGAAGCACUACAGACUGGUUCAGCUUUUGGCAAUCGCAAUAGUCGACAGCAAAGAAGACAACGACCGGCCGGAGCCGAACGACGAGCACAACUGAGUCGACCGCGAUCUCGAACACGAGUUGCGCCCGGCGCUUUGGUGUCACGAGAAAUGCUGGGCAAUGAAACAUUGAUGGGUUCCGCUUAAUCGGCUGAAAAAAAACAUGUUUCCUAAACUCGUAACCUCCCCUAUCCGAAAACACUGUUUGUAUAUAUGCAUAUAUAUAAAAUUUAAUUUAACAACUACAAAACAAAAUAAACGCCGCUUAUAGUCAUUUAAGUUAUACAUAAAACAAAUAAUAAUAA